This is a messenger RNA of Vitis vinifera (wine grape), 3707 nucleotides long. RefSeq names its product phosphopantetheine adenylyltransferase. Gene Ontology annotation, biological process: coenzyme A biosynthetic process. The coding region runs from base 3037 to 3561 and encodes 174 amino acids. NCBI's taxonomy places the organism in Eukaryota, Viridiplantae, Streptophyta, Magnoliopsida, Vitales, Vitaceae. The record is from RefSeq and is a predicted model, not a curated record. Gene Ontology annotation, molecular function: pantetheine-phosphate adenylyltransferase activity; dephospho-CoA kinase activity. The transcript is spliced from 7 exons.
UUGUAUGACCCAUCUUCAUCUAGGUUUUCAGGCCCAAUUGGGAAUCAGUUUCAGACUUCGGUCUACUUGCCCUUUAGGAAGAGACUGAACAGUAAAUCCUGCCCCUUCGAUUUUUGUUUGAUCCUCACCACCCAUUCAAACUAUAAAACCGCAUUUUUUUUCCCUUUUUUUUUUUUUUUUAAUUUUUCUUGUCCGCCGUCACCCACUUGCAACGCUCUUCUUCACCCUUUAUUCUUUCUUUUGAUUUUUUGCUAGUUUUCUUUCCUCCAGCGUCAGCUCCUGGCCGCCCCUCCACCUCUCUCUCUCAUUUCUCACUUCCUCACCAUCACACCUCCCGUCGCCGCCUCUCAGUCCACCCUCAGCGUCCUCGUCGCUGCGUGGCGGUGAACGUGUGUAGAAAAUCACCAUCAAUCAUCAAAAUGGGUGCACUUUGGGGUUGGACCGAUCGGGCUCAAUUCGAUAAAUGACAAUACCCAAGCCCGGUACUUUCUAUUGGCAAUGAAAGAUAAAUAAACAGCUCCUUCAAAGUAAAUAUUUCAGUUUUCUUCUCUGCUUCAUUUUUCUUGAAUGAUCAUUUCUGGCAACAAGCCUUAGGGAAGGGCAGAUUAUAACAUCUAAAGAAUCUAUAAUAUUACAUAUCCAAUCGAGUGUGGUUUAAUGACAAACUUGAAUUGUUCUAUCACCCAUAUCAAUAUACAAAUUAGUUCAAGUAAUACAGCUUUGCCAUCUUCUAAAUCUAACUGCCAUUAAAUUAUUGUGGAACCUGAUUCUCUCUCUCUCUUUCUGUCUAUCUAUCUAUAUAUAUAGUGCCCACUGGAUCUAUGCUAUUCUCUAAUGGAAGUCAUUCGACCCGGAGUGGGAGUGAACCCCUCCUGGUUGGGAUAGCCACAAAGGAGUCCCCAAUCACUCUCUUUCUCUCUCUCAAUCUUCAGACCCUUUUCUUGUUCCCCUCAAAUCUCGGUCUCUCCCUACAUCUCGCUGGCCCCUAUCGCUCUCAUCAUCUUAGGUUAGUCAAUCUCACUGACAGUAAAGGGCUUCGAAAAUUCGUUAAGGCAUAUUGAACUUUGCUUCGAUUAUUCCUUUUUAUCAAUCUUUGAUUUGGUUGCCGGGAAAGAUGAAGAAUGGAAGAGCAGAUUAACGAUUUUUUGUUUUAUUUUUUCCUCCUUUUUCUAUCUUUUGGUUUUUGGGGGUUUUGGUUACUGAAAAAAUUGGGGAUCUUUGUUUGGCCCUCUUGAAAGUAGAGGAAAGGAAGAGAAUAAAUUUGAUUUUUUAUUGCAUUUUUCUUUUUUGAUGUUUUGGUUGCUGAAGAAGUGGGGGAUUUUUGUUUGGUUGCCCAGAAAGUGAGAGAAAAAAGAUUUUUUUUUUAACUUCUUCAUUUUUGUGUUAUUUUGACUGCUGAGAAACUGGAAAUUCUGUUUGGUUGCUGGACAAAUGCAGGGAAGGAGGAGAAAAGAUUUUGUUUUUUCUUUUAAAUUUCAGGUUUUGUGUUGUUCUGGUUGCUGAGAAAGUGGAGGGAAAUGCUGGAAGAGGAUGAAUUUUCCUGUUUUCCACUUUUUCCAUAUUAUGAUAGAUUUGAAUCAUCAAUUAUCUUUCUAUACGUCUUUGCACAUGUGCUUCUGUGCUACAGGUUUCUGAACUAACUUUAUACAUGCACAGUUCUUGUUGUUUUACCCAAUGGUUGUUUUUGAGACAAUUUAGAAAGAGCAAAUCAUAGGAAGCCUCCUUAAUUUUGUUGGUGUUUCUUUCAUUUAUUACUAUGCCAGUGUUUGUGUGGAAUUGACAGUUCUUACAUGGUGGUCUAUAUUGAUUAUUAAGCAUGGAAACAUCUCGUUGGAGUUAGUGUCUGCAUCUUGUUUUUAGGUUGUUUGAGCAUCUUGCAUUGUCUAUGCUUUAGUGGUACAGAAUGUGUCACAAGAUGUUUGUUGAGCUGCAUUUUAUUUUUAACAGUCAUCAAAUGAACUUGAGGCUUUGAGAUUGAAGUUGGUAUGUGAAUUUUCCACCUCAAGGACUUGUAAACAAGUUAACAGGAUUUUAGUGAAAAUAAAGAAUAGUGCUAUAUCCUAUGUUAACCAGCCUCCCAUUUCUCAGUUUGUAACAAUUUGGCAUUCUUCUUGUUUAAUUUUAAUGCACAUCGAUAUAUUUGUAAUGGCAAAUUUGGUCCUCAACAUAAGAUGAUAUGCCAGCAACAAGCUCUGGUCAGGUGCUGAAAAUUCAGGUGUAGGAGCCUGCUUUAGACAACAGUGUGGUGGUAGCCAUACAUCCUCAACCUUCUAAGUCAGUAAUGUGUAGGAUAAUUAAGGAGUUUUGGCUCGGAGAACUGCAACAUCAUUGCUGAGGGAGGUCCAACUUGAUCCUUGAAUGGCCAUCUCAUGCCCUUGCAAUUUGUCAGUUCCCAGGACUGAAAGUUACCAUCUUCCUUUAGGCUGUGCACCCCAGUAAAUAGGGGCUUGUUGGUGGGUUGCCAAUGUAUGUGGUUGUUUAUCUGCAAGUUUAUUUUCUGCUAUUUCAUGGUCAAAACUCUGACCUUGAGGUUGGGUCUUGCUUGUAAAAAAUUGCUUGGUUCGGGACUUGCCUAGGUAAAAGAUAAUUUAUACUGUGUGGGUUACUCCCAAAAUUCUCCUUUUGUCACAAUCCUCAAUACCAAAUAAUGUCCAUUUCAAUUGGGCUGCAAAAACAUUUCAGCUGUUGCCCACUUUUGUGUCCAAAAUUAAGAGCCAAAUCAGCCCGUUUUGGGCUUAACAUGCAGUUUCUUGCUCUCCACUUUUUAGAGCCAAAAGCUGAACAUAAUAGAAGAUACCUUAUAUGGAUGUUCAUCUUGGGUUGGUCAGGGGCGUUGAGUCAAAAUUGUACAAAUAUAUGCCCACCAACCGGUUGAAAGAUCUUUGAUUAUAUAUCAUCCUGCAUCUUUUUAACAUUUGUAAAAUGCUAAUAUUCUAAAUGUUGACUUCAACUUGCGUCCAGAGGAAUGAAGUGGUUGGUGGGGCAGGUGAACUAGUCCAAGUUCAAUAGUUGUUGUCUCUAGAUCUUAUUUCACUAAUGGCGGUUUCAAAUUCGAAAGACUCCUUUGCUGAUUCAAAUCUCUCUCCACCAAAUUCAUAUGGAGCUGUUGUUCUGGGCGGAACUUUUGAUAGAUUACACGACGGCCAUCGCUUUUUUCUCAAGGCAUCGGCUGAGCUUGCAAGGGAUCGUAUUGUCAUUGGGGUUUGUGAUGGACCGAUGUUGAGUAAAAAACAGUUUGCUGGUCUAAUAGAACCGAUUGAGAAAAGGAUGCAUAGUGUUGAAGAGUAUAUUAAGUCUAUCAAACCAGAGCUAGUAGUGCAACUUGAACCGAUUAUUGACCCCUAUGGUCCUUCAAUCAUUGAUGAAAAUUUGGAGGCUAUUGUUGUCAGCAAGGAGACUUUACCUGGGGGACUAUCAGUAAAUAAGAAGAGAGCUGAGAAAGGGCUCUCACAACUAAAGGUUGAAGUUGUUGAUAUCCUCCCUGAGGACGUGACAGGAGAAAAACUGAGUUCCACAGCAUUGAGGAGACUUGAGGCUGAGAGCACGGUGGAUAGCGUUUAGUUGAACAAUGUUUGAUGGAAUAAAAUAAAAUUUAGAAGCAGCAAAUUUGGGUCCCAACAGACAAUUUGUAUGUGUUAUAAGGCAGAAUUGAGGCAAGCUGUCAACUUUAGGAAGGAUUAAUUUUAAUGGGCAUUUGACUUAUGUCA